AUGUUCAUCGACGGCGACCCAACGCGUUGGCUUGCUCCUCCACCCCCAUACGCCCCUCUCCAUGGCAUAGAGGUGCCUCCGGGCGUCACGCACACUCUGCCCAGGUUUAUGAAUAUCACUGCGGCGGAAAUGGUACAAACUCGGCCCUCCUCCAAAGUAUCUAAGGAUGAAUUAAAAACUUCCCGUUUCGGAAUGUUAUUCACCGAAGAAAUGCUUCUGGACUUUUUCUCUUAG
Molecule: messenger RNA, 234 nt
Organism: Dibothriocephalus latus
Lineage: Eukaryota; Metazoa; Platyhelminthes; Cestoda; Diphyllobothriidea; Diphyllobothriidae
Source: the annotation of a GenBank genome assembly